GCGGAAUUAAUUAUUGUUUAUUUUCUGUUUAUUGUGCGGUAGAUUCUCCACACCGAAAUGUCUCAGGAAGAGACUGUUCAGACCCCAGUUGAGGGCCAGAGUGUUGAGCAGCUCCCUGACCCUCGUACCAGGGCUCAGGUUGAGCAGAGACGACAACUGUUGUCUGGACGGCUCAACAUUCUGGCCACUGAACUGCACGACGCCGGUGCAGAGGCUGAGUCACAUGUGAGGGCCCAGUUUGAUCUGCGGAAAGCCCAGGCAGACCUGGAUGCAGCUCAAACUGGCACCGACCUAUUGAAGAUACAAGAGUUCAUUAUCCAGUGCCGUAAAGCACUGGAUACGCACAUCUGUCAGCAGUUCGAAGACAUAGCAAAUGGCAGAAAUGCCAAAAAUUAUGUGGUGGUCACGGAACAGACGAUUGAUGAGAACAUCCGCCAAUUGGAAGAAGCUCUUGAAAAAGAGAAAACGCGCAAGGCGGAAAUGCUAAAGAAGAAAGAACAAGAUGAACAGCAAGCAAAACGAGAACAAGAAGUCAGACAGCAUGUGGUAACUGUGUCAGGGGAAGAACAGGUUGUGGCACUGAACCAACUGGUUGAGUACCUUGCUCACUUGGAGACAAGGCUCGACCAUUUUGAAGCAAAGUUGGAAGAAUUGACCGUAGGAUUGAAGAAUGUGACUAACUUGGUCAAAGGAAAGGAAAAAGAGGUUCGGAAGGAACAACCUGUGAAGAAACUAAUGGGUGAUGCUAUGAAAGAUCUCAGGGUCGAAGUAAAGAAGGGGGAACCAUCUGGGCCUCCUCCACCGACGGCACCAUCAGGUCCCCCAUCCAGUCCUCACCCAUCAGGAGGAAAGAAAGAUAAAGAAGAGAAAAGUGAGAAGCCAAAGAAGAAGGAAAAGGUAAAGAUGAAAUUGUCUUUCACGUUCAGUAAUAAGAAGGAUGAAAACUUAUUACUGUGGAUUGCAGAAAUACAGACCUACGUCGGGACGACCCCCGUGGAAGAAGAAUCACAGGUCGCCUUCUCCACGUCGUGUCUCGGAGGGGAGGCCAAAGAGUGGGUUCUGGCCGAAGCUAACGCAGCCGGAUUCGAUGAUAUUGGCAAGUGGGCCGGUACGAUAACCCUGAAACAGUUCCUGGACAAGAUCCGGGAACGUUUCCUUGACAAGACAACGGCUGAUAAGGCCUUCGAUCAGCUCACUACCAUAUGUCAGAAACAUUGGACGUCUGUGGAAGCAUUGUCCCGUGAGGUCGACCGAUUGCUGCAAGUACCGGGCUUAAAUCUGCAGGAUGAUCAGGUCUUGUAUAUUUAUGCCCGGGCCUUACCUGAACCUAUAAGAGGUCAGUUAGUGGUCGAGUCAAAGUCGGGUAAGUACAAGUACCGGCAAUUUCGUGAUUUGGCUCUCCAGAGAGAGCAAAUGACUUCUCAAGUUAAACAAUCAUAUGCAUCUAUGGUGAAAUCUGGUGGUGCAGGUGCAGGUGCGAGAUACGGUAAGCGAGUCCUUUGGCGCCAAAAGCGUCAGGACCACAUGCUUGUCGUUUUCGACGACGACACAGUGGAGAAGCUACCGUUAGAAGAAGGAGUUCCUAGCAGCAGUGAGUCCGGAAAGGGGGACGUCACUGUUGUCGUGGUCAACAAAGGAGGACCACAAGGUCCGUAUCGAGGGAGGAAACCACGCUCGUUUCCUGCGCACCCAGGUAUCGCGACAUUCAAGCCGUGGGAGAAAAUGGAGAUUGACCAAAAGACCUGUCAGGAUAGGAUGGACAAUGCGCAGUGUUUAAAGUCUGGAAAGGAGGGACACAUCAUUGCAUGGUGUCCACUCAUCCAACACCCAAAAGCGAGCCGCCAGUAGGAGUAGCAUCUGCUCCUACUGAGUUGAAGAAGUCAGACGAUGAGAAAGGAACAGAUUCGACAAGGCUAUGCUAAUGAUCCUAUCUCGAAACCCAUCAUUGACCUUGUCACUAAGGAUCCUGCCCUGUUACCCAAGUAUAAGAUGACAAAUGAAUUGCUUUUCUUGAU
Chara braunii is the source of this 2015-nucleotide messenger RNA. Lineage: Eukaryota; Viridiplantae; Streptophyta; Charophyceae; Charales; Characeae. The record is from the annotation of a GenBank genome assembly.